AUAAAGAAAUUUUGGAAUUUGUUUGGAAAAUCAAAUGUUGCGAUAGGGGCCAAUGAAAACUUAGCAACAUUCAUAUUAUGUAUGUACAUCGGAGCGACUAUUAAUCUUGUCUUAUAAUGUUAAGAAACCUGUUUUUUUUAUUUAUUAAUUUCCAUUAUGUAUUUAUGUAUGUAUGUACUGACGAGUUAGUUCUUAAUGUUGCACAUAGUAGUUGAUACUUUUCUAAGCAAACUAUUGCAACGAAAUCACUUGAGGGUCAUUUUAGUGUGUCAUAAAAUAUUUUAUGCUUAUUAAAAAACAUAAAACCAUAAAGUUUUAUCAAAUCUAAUAUAAAACUAAUGCUGCUCAACAUAUUUGGGCCUGGAUAAACCGGCUCAAAUGCGGAAAACUCAAUUACUUAAUUGCGCUGCAAAUAUACAAAUAGAAAUCAUUGGUAUGUACUAUACAUUUCUGUUCACAAACUAGUUUAUUUUUUUCUUUUAAGUGUAUGAACGGCUUAAAUUGACAAAACCUUUUAAAUUGCGAAAAAUAGCUAUGUUUUCAGUUAUCUGGAUUAUUUUACUAAGUUUUAAAUUGAGUAACGCCCUAGACAAUGGUCUGGCCAAGACUCCACCGAUGGGAUGGCUCUCAUGGGAGAGAUUUCGCUGCAAUACUGAUUGUGUAAACGAUCCCGAUAAUUGUAUAAGCGAACAGCUUUUUCAAACUAUGACUGAUAUAGUCGUGGCUGAUGGCUAUGCAUCUGUUGGAUACGAAUACAUUAAUAUUGACGACUGUUGGCUAGAAAAACAUCGAAGCCAUGAUGGCAAAUUAGUGGCUGAUCGGAAAAGGUUUCCUAGUGGAAUGAAAGCCCUAUCAGAUUAUGUCCAUUCGAGAGGCUUGAAAUUUGGAAUUUAUGAAGACUAUGGAAACUAUACAUGUGCGGGCUAUCCUGGUAUUAUUGGUUAUGAAGAGAAGGAUGCCCUUCUAUUUGCCGAAUGGAACGUGGACUACGUCAAACUAGAUGGAUGCUAUGCUCUGCCCUAUGACAUGGAUCAGGGCUAUUCGAAUUUCGGAAGGCUUUUGAAUAGUACUGGAAAGUCAAUGGUGUACUCAUGCAGCUGGCCAGUUUAUCAAAUAUACGCCGGAAUUCAGCCAAACUAUUCCGCCAUCCAAUCUCAUUGCAACUUGUGGAGAAAUUACGAUGAUAUUCAGGACUCUUGGGCAUCUGUAGAAAAUAUAAUCGAUUAUUAUGGAAACAAUCAAGAUCUGAUAGCGCCCAAUGCGGGACCUGGACAUUGGAAUGAUCCCGACAUGUUGAUUAUUGGUAACUUUGGUUUAAGUUACGAGCAAGCAAAGACUCAAUUCGCAAUUUGGUCAAUACUGGCGGCUCCACUCCUAAUGUCUGUGGACCUGAGAACGAUAAGGCCACAAUUUAAGCAUAUUUUGCAAAAUCGUAAAAUAAUUGCGGUGGACCAGGAUCCACUUGGAAUACAGGGAAGGCGAAUUUACAAGCACAAGGGGAUUGAGAUCUGGUCCAGGCCUAUUAGUCCCCUCUAUCAAAACUUUUAUUCCUAUGCUAUAGCUUUUGUAAACAGAAGAACUGACGGCACUCCGUCUGAUAUUUCAGUUACUUUAAAGGAACUAGGCCUAAUAAACUUCACUGGAUAUAGAGUAGAGGACCUUUACGAGAAUGUUGAUUAUGGCGUUUUAUAUCCCAACACUAAAAUUAAAGUUAAAGUUAAUCCCUCCGGAGUAGUUAUGCUGAAGGGGGAAGUCCAAUUCCCCGCCGACUUGUAAUUUACUUGGUUAAAUGAACUUGCCCAAACUUUAUUAUUAACAGUACUUGGACUUAUUUUAAUAAUAAAUUUUUAACUAAGCCCAUUGGGGAUAAUCAUUAAAAUACUUUA
This is a messenger RNA of Drosophila ananassae, 1886 nucleotides long. Its product is annotated as alpha-N-acetylgalactosaminidase. Bases 535 to 1776 code for a protein of 413 amino acids. The record is from RefSeq and is a predicted model, not a curated record. Gene Ontology annotation, molecular function: alpha-galactosidase activity. Lineage: Eukaryota; Metazoa; Arthropoda; Insecta; Diptera; Drosophilidae. Gene Ontology annotation, biological process: oligosaccharide metabolic process; glycosylceramide catabolic process; glycoside catabolic process. The transcript has 6 exons. Gene Ontology annotation, cellular component: cytoplasm.